AAAACCUCCUCUGCCCUCUCUCUCUCCCUCCCCCGAGCGUGAGUGCUGACGUUGCAGAGACGAUUUCUCUCGUCUCCUUCCAUAGAUCUUGCCGUCCUCUUCCCUCAUCUCGUAUUCCAUUUUUCAUUCUACUCUCUUCUUCCUUUUAUUGAGGGACGAUUUUCUCUAGGGUUUUCAAUGGCUGCUCCAAGAGCUCGAGCUGAUUACGAUUACCUCAUAAAGCUUCUCCUCAUUGGUGAUAGCGGUGUUGGUAAGAGUUGCCUUCUUCUACGUUUCUCAGAUGGUUCCUUUACUACUAGUUUUAUCACAACCAUUGGCAUUGAUUUUAAGAUAAGGACCAUUGAGCUUGAUGGAAAACGCAUAAAGUUGCAAAUUUGGGAUACUGCUGGUCAAGAGCGGUUCCGAACGAUUACCACUGCUUACUAUCGUGGAGCCAUGGGUAUUUUGCUCGUAUAUGAUGUCACCGAUGAGUCAUCCUUCAAUAACAUCAGGAAUUGGAUUCGUAACAUUGAACAGCAUGCUUCUGACAAUGUCAACAAGAUACUGGUGGGUAACAAGGCUGACAUGGACGAAAGCAAAAGGGCUGUUCCUACAUCAAGGGGCCAAGCUCUUGCUGAUGAAUACGGCAUUAAGUUCUUUGAGACUAGUGCAAAGACAAAUCUAAACGUGGAGGAGGUUUUCUUUUCAAUAGCUCGGGAUAUCAAGCAGAGACUUGCAGAUACUGACUCGAGAGCUGAGCCUCAGACAAUCAAAAUUAACCAGCCAGACCAGGGAGGAGGGACUUCUCAAGCUGCUCAAAAAUCAGCAUGCUGUGGUUCUUAGAUAAAACAGGUUGAAGAUGGAGAUCUUAAGAGAAAGUUAGUAUGUAUUAGGGUGGGGGUGUUUCCUAUUAUUUUAAUUGGUGUGUGUUUGAGGACAAACUUUGUAACUCUUUGAUCUCCUUAACAAUGCUUUACCCAUUUUACGUGUGUUGAAUUUGUUCAUCUAUUUUGGAUAAGGGGAAAGACUCAUAGCAGUGUCCAUUUGUUUUUGAAUUUUGAAUUGUAACAGAGUGUUUGUUUGUUCCUAAGCUGUUUUUGGCCAUAUGAGUUUGAGCUGUCAUUG
Messenger RNA from Tripterygium wilfordii, 1104 nucleotides. Its product is annotated as ras-related protein RABE1a-like. Gene Ontology annotation, cellular component: plasma membrane. Gene Ontology annotation, molecular function: GTPase activity; GTP binding. The record is from RefSeq and is a predicted model, not a curated record. NCBI's taxonomy places the organism in Eukaryota, Viridiplantae, Streptophyta, Magnoliopsida, Celastrales, Celastraceae. Gene Ontology annotation, biological process: regulation of exocytosis; protein secretion. Bases 178 to 822 code for a protein of 214 amino acids. The transcript has 8 exons.